Molecule: messenger RNA, 1230 nt
Organism: Mollisia scopiformis
Lineage: Eukaryota; Fungi; Ascomycota; Leotiomycetes; Helotiales; Mollisiaceae
Product: Metallo-dependent phosphatase
Exons: 2
Coding region: 195-1169 (324 amino acids)
Molecular function (GO): hydrolase activity
Source: RefSeq, a predicted model, not a curated record
CUCCGUCGCAUUCAAGUCACGACACGAUACAGUACAUUCAUCGUCGUGAAAGUCUUCAACGUGGCCUCACCAGAGGAAACCAUUCAUCCAAUCGAGGCAUCCAAUGUAGGUCACAACUCUGCUAUUGUUAUUUGAUUGACACAACGACAAAACUCUCUUGAUUCUCUUCGAUUACGACGACCUCCAUCGCAAACAUGGCGAAGCGCAAUUCGCAAUGGCCUUGGUCGCGACGAGCAAAUAUGUUCGACCCUCCCACUCCUCUUGACAGAUUUCUCGAAUCUCCUCUUCGAGCACUAAUCAGCAUAAUCUACUCGGUCUUCCUUUUCCUCCGCGGCGCGCCUUUCAAACCACCUCAACACAAGAUUCCUGUGAAAAUAAUCUGCAUCUCAGACACCCACACGAACACGAUUCCAGUCCCUAACGGCGAUGUCCUGAUUCAUGCUGGAGAUUUGACAAACGCGGGAACCGUGAAGGAUAUACAAUCACAAUUGGACUGGAUGGCUUCUCUGCCUCACAAGGAGAAGAUUGUGAUUGCGGGGAACCACGACAGUUACUUUGAUCCGAAGUCUAGGAGGGAGGAGGAUAAAGGCAAGAAGUUAAAUUUCAGGAACAUCCACUAUCUCGAGCAUAAGGCUAUUACGCUGAAGUUUAAGGGUGGAAGGAAGCUCAAUUUCUUUGGCGCGCCUGAUAUACCAAAAUGUGGAGGGAGCGAUUUUGCAUUUCAGUAUGAGCGCGAGUCAGCUCCAUGGGAGAACCGAAUUCCUCUGGAAACCGAUGUCCUCAUUACACAUACUCCUCCACGCUACCAUCUUGACCUGAAUCUUGGCUGUGCGGGGCUUUUGGAGGAGAUCUGGCUUGUGAAGCCACGGCUGCAUGUUUUUGGACAUAUACACUCGGGACAUGGUCGAGAACCUGUGUUUUGGGAUCAAGGACAGGCUGCGUAUGAGAGACUUAUGGGCAGGUCGAAAGGUGGGCUCAUCAAGGAUAUCUUCCCAAGUAUGGCUUGGUGGGACUCCCUGAAAGUUCUAUGGUUCGGCGUGAAAGGGGUUCUAUGGCAGAGGCUUAUGGUUGGCCCACGAGGUGGUAAUGGAGGGUUGCUGGUCAAUGCUGCUAUUGUAUGGCAGUCUACGACUGAUCCUGGCAAUCCCGUUGAAAUUGUGGAACUAUGAGAGUCUGAUGGGAUAGCUUGUCCAUAAUGAAUAUUGAAAAUACUUGAGCCCACAAAAUCAC